AAACAGGUGGUUCGCACAACGUCGGCAUAACCACCGACGUCAAUUAGCGGCGAGAUCGAGGCUGGAUAUUGGGGAAAACUAACGAUCAGCUGGCGGGACUGCCAGUGUCACACGCUCGAAUAAAGUGACGGCGCGGACUAAAGAGAGCGAUCGCAGCGAAUGUCAAUAAAUGGUAUUGAAUCUUUGAAGGGAAUUGUUGGCUUUCUCGCCUGAGUCGAUCGUGGAGGGUUUUGAUGACAACAACUUUCACUCUUCAAAGCCAGUUUCUUUCUCAGUCCGGAGUUGGAACCCUUUUGCGUCGGAUUGCCAAGACGGUAUCUUAGGAGAUAUUAGCUUUGAGUCGGCAUUUAGCAGUGUUUAGUAUUCUCGGAAUCGCCCGAAACUUGUUCGCAGUUGCGCUUUCAGGUUCGACUUUCACUCGCAAGGAACUUUCAUUCCAGCUAGUAAAAUAGUCAACUCAUUUCGAGAAACCAAGACGGCGUCUAUGCGGAUAGUAGCUUUGAAAUCUGCAUUUAGUAGUGGUCUACGUGGACUUGUUUAAACGGAGUUAGUUGCAGCUUUCACUCGUUAGGAACUUUCAUUCCAGCUGGUAAAGUGGUCAGAAUCAUUUUGCCAGGGGACGUUAAGACCCCAUCCACGCAGACUAUAGGUUUGAGUCGGCAUUACGAUUCUUAUUCUUGGCAUUGAUGGGGACUUAAACGUUGAGCUACAAAAUACAACAACUUUAACUCUUGAGGUACAUUCAUUCAAUAAAUGGUUAGACACCUUUUUCGGACUAAACAAAGUCGGCCUUGAUGAGUAGACAGCAGCAUUGAUUGAACAGUGCAGUGAUUUCGUUUUAUCGGGGAAACAAAACCCCGUAAGUGGACAGAACCGAUCGGCCCGCAAACCUUAAAAGCAGUGGUUAUCCAGUGACAUCGGCGUUGACAAAAGCCCACAAAGUAGACAGUAGCUUUAGCCAGCAUCACCUCUUACCAGUAAUAUUCAUUCUGUCAAGACAAGCAAGUGGACCGUACCUUCCGGCCCGCAACAUUUUAAGCAGUGACUAUCCAGUGACAACGAUGUUGGCACUAUCCCAUCGAAGUGGACAAUAGCUUUAUACUGCAUCACCUCUAACCAGUAAUUUUCCUUCUGUCAGGACAAGCAAUAUUCUAUCCAUUUUGACAGUAUCGUUUGGCCCGCAACAUUUUAAGCAGUGGUUAUUCAGAGACGUCGGCGUGUACAAGUUCCCAUCCGAGGAGACCAUCACAUGUAACAAGUGAUUUUGUUGUCCGGGUUACUAAGACCCAUCCAAGUGGACAGUAGCUUUCCAUGUUGGCAUUGGCUUAGACCACCAGCUGUCUAAUGGAGUUUAGAUUACUGACAAAAUUAUGCACUGAUUGCUGACUCGGAUCGUUUUUUUCUCGUGGAACGAUUCAAUUAUGGAAAACAUCAGACACAACGGCUGCUGGACUCUGUUGCUUUUUCUUUGUUUUUAUCUUCCAUUUUCAAAAGCGGUCCAGACUGACGUUCAGCUUGUUCACGAGAACCUCUGCCUUGUUCCCAGGAACGAGCGUUUUCUGUGUGAGAGUGGAGAUUGUGUUUUCCACAACAAAACUUGUGAUGGUCUUCGCGACUGUCCGGGAGGUGAUGACGAAGACAAAAAACUGUGCGGCAAUCGACCCACAACAUUGGACACCACGUGCAACCCCACCGACAAAUCAAAAUACGUCUGCCAAGAUGGUAGCUGCAUACCAAAAAACAGGACAUGUGACGGUCUUAUAGACUGUCUAUAUGGAGAGGACGAGGGGCCUGGCCAAUGUGGUUGCCUGCCCCAUGAAUUCCAGUGCAGUAAUACCUCGUGUAUUGACGCCAUGAAGCGAUGCGACCGGAGGCAGGACUGCGAUAAUGGCGCGGAUGAACAAGAAUGCGAAACGUACACGUGUCCAGCAAGUCACUUCAAGUGUGAUAACCAUUACUGUAUACUACGAGAGGGCAUGUGCAACUUCCAGGAUGAUUGUGGAGACAAUUCGGAUGAGUCUGCGUGCCACCGGAGACCAUGUUACUUCCGUGAAUUUCAGUGCAACAAUUCCGAGUGUAUAAAGACGGCGAUGUUGUGUGAUGGGACCGUUGACUGUUUAGAUGGGAGCGACGAAGAAAACUGUGGGACUGGUGCCCACUUCCGAUGCAGCAUGAAUGGAAUUUACAUCACCAUGGAUAAGGUCUGUGACAAAAAAGCAGAUUGCCCAGACCACGAGGAUGAAAGCAAGUGUGGCGGCUGCGGGUCACGUGACAUGCAGUGUCCAAAUGGCCGCUGCAUUAGCGCGGGAAACAAGUGUGACGGGAUCUGCGACUGCGCAGACACGUGCGACGACGAGGCAGACUGCAGCAAUGAUCCUUUUUCCUGCCCUGCCGGGGAGUACUACCUCUGCCGCGACAGGCACCGAGACCCGAAGAACAGGAGGUGUAUCGCCAAAGACUAUGUCUGCGACAUGGUGAAUAAUUGUAUGACUGGGCCAAAGGGAGCUGAAGAACAUUUUUGCCCCAAACCAAACCAAGUGAGUUGCCCGGCCGACAAGGACCUCUUCGCCUGUAAUGACGGCACGGGCCGGUGCAUCUUACAGAGACUGAUCUGCGACCACCAGUCAGACUGCAUCAACGGACGAGACGAGAUGAACUGUCCGAAUUUUGAAGAAUGCGGCCAAGGGAGUUUCACGUGUAGUAAUCAGGAGUGCGUGCUGAUGUCGCAGAGGUGUGACGGAGAGGUGGACUGUAUAGACAGGUCCGACGAAAUUGGAUGCGGAACAUACACAUGUGGUGAUAGCAUGAAGAAGUGUAGAAACGGUCAGUGCGUCCACGAGUCCAAGUGGUGCAACUACCAUCGCGAUUGCUUUGACAACAGCGACGAGGAGAGGUGUGUCCAUAAGAAGUGUUCGCUUGACGAGUUUACGUGCCGAAGCGGCCAGUGUAUUCCAAUGGAGCACAAAUGCGUCAAAGACCGAGACGAGCAGAUAGGGUGCGCGGACAUGUCUCAUCUUUACGACUGUAGAGAUUACAACUGCACCGUCUCAUCUCUGGACCUCUACAAAUGUCGAAACAGCUACUGCAUCUACCAAUCAAGACUUUGUGACCAGUUUAUAGACUGUCAGUUACUUCUCGAUGACGAGGAUAGGCCUGAAUGUGUUUAUAACUGCCCGGAAAGAGAGGAGACAUGUCAAUGUCGAGAAACCAGCAUGGACUGCUCGGGGCGGGGCCUGAAUCACACUGUGCCGGGGACCUGGGAGGAGCGAGGCCACUCCGAGUUUAACUUCUCGCACAAUCACUUGGGCGUAACGUUCUCAACCAAGAUGUUUGCUGGUCGAGAGAAUAUUACUAUACUAGACCUAACCGACAACAACAUCGAUGGAAUUGAAGAGGGAUCUUUCAACAGUCUUUGGCGUUUGAAAUCCUUGUUCCUUAGUUACAAUAACAUUACGAGAAUAGCCAAAGGAGCGUUCAUCGGUCUUCGAAAUGUCAAAUCUCUGCACCUCGAAGGCAACCAUAUCGAAAGUCUCUCAAGCCAGGCAUUUGACGGACUAUCUUCACUUACAACACUAGAUUUGACCCGACAAAAUCUGACCUCGAUCCAGGAGAUGACAUUUAAAGGCCUUCAUCAACUGAGGACACUCAACUUAUCAAGGAAUCAGAUCGAGGUCAUCUUCAACGGGGCUUUCUUUGGUUCAACAAGACUUCAAGUGAUAGAUCUCUCUCACAAUUCCAUCCAGCUAUUGAAACCGCGGGCUUUCUCGGGCUUGACGUCACUGAAGAAACUUUAUCUCACCAACAAUCUUAUAGAUACACUAGAUGGCGCUGUGUUCACGACCUUGACCUCAUUGGAAUACAUGUAUACGGACGAGUUUCGUCUCUGUUGCCCGCAGCGCCGCGAGGGGAGUGAAUGUUUCCCCCGGCCCGACGAGUUCUCUUCCUGCGAAGACCUCAUGGCCAGCUAUGUUCUCCGGGUGUCGCUCUGGGUGAUCGGCGUAGUGGCCUUCGUUGGGAACCUCAUCGUGAUUGUGUGGAGGCUUCAGAAGGGGAGGGAAAGUAAGUCGAUCCAGGUCCAUUCCUUCCUGAUCACGAACCUCGCGCUCGGGGACCUCCUGAUGGGGAUCUACCUCCUGAUAAUCGCCACAGUCGAUCUACAGUAUCGAGGCGUCUACAUCAUUCACGACGAAAGGUGGCGCCAUAGCGCCCUCUGCCAGGUCGCCGGCUUCCUUUCGACGUUUUCCAGCGAGCUGAGUGUGUUUACGUUAACACUGAUCACAAUAGACAGACUAAUCUGCAUCAUCUUUCCGUUCAAGAUUAAAAAUCUUGGCAUAAAGGAGGCGAGAAUUGUGAUGUUGUUUCUGUGGUUGUCUGUGGCAAUCAUGGCGGCCAUUCCUCUUGCAGACAUUGACUACUUCCGGAAUUUCUACGGGAGGUCAGGCGUGUGUUUGGCACUUCAUAUUACUCCUGACAAACCCACCGGAUGGGAAUACUCAGUAUUCGUCUUCAUUGCUUUGAACCUCAUCUCCUUCGUCAUUAUAUUUGUUUCGUAUCUAUGGAUGUUCAUUGUUGCUAGGCGCACCCAGAAUGCUGUGCGAACGGCGGAAAUGAAGCGGGAUAUUAAAAAAGAGAGAGCGAUGGCGAAACGAAUGACACUGAUUGUGAUGACUGACUUUUUCUGCUGGGUGCCAAUUUGUAUUCUUGGAAUUGUAUCUCUUUGCGGGACAAGGAUUCCCCAACAGAUCUAUGCCUGGGUCGCGGUAUUCGUGCUGCCUAUCAACGCAGGGAUCAACCCAGUGUUGUAUACUCUUUCCACGGCGCCUUUCAUCAUGCACGCUUGGAAGAGAGCUGAGAAUUUCAGCCGGUCGUUCAAGGGUGAUAGGUGGACUAAGUCCAGUUUUGUAGAUGACAACAGUUCUACUAAUGCGGGCGGUAUACGGAUGAGAAAUCUGAACCUCAGCGAAACAACCACGGGAACAACUCGGUACCAGGCCAUUGAAGCCAAGGCCAAAGCGAACCCGAGACAGAACGGCAAGACCACGCCGCAGAGUCAUCGGUUCCUGGAGAACUCACUCUCCCUUGACGAUCACACUGAAAUCGAGGCUAUGGAUAUGUGCGUCAUCAUGGCGGACGAGAAUGCGUCAUUGAAAAAUUCUGAGGUUGUUUAUAAACGGGGUGCUCGCACUUGAGAUACCAUAUGAAAUGAACAUGGUCAACAUAUUUGAAGAAGUUAUUUACCAGCCUUUUAUGAACUGAAAACAAAACUACAGGGUUUUAGAGAGUGAUUUGAGAUGAUACUGGACAUCUUCGCAAGCCAGAGUCAUCCACAUGCUCCUCUCGAUUGCAUGUUGGAAGGGAUUGUCGUCGUGAAAUGAGCUGAUGCGGAUGAGGAAAGAAAGUGUACUGAUCCGCGGUCACUAUACCGUUACUUGGAUGUUGAAAAUGUUGCGUAAAGUUACAUGUAUUUUCAAAAAUAACAUUUGAAUAAGAUA
Messenger RNA from Lineus longissimus, 5492 nucleotides. RefSeq names its product G-protein coupled receptor GRL101-like. NCBI's taxonomy places the organism in Eukaryota, Metazoa, Nemertea, Pilidiophora, Heteronemertea, Lineidae. The coding region runs from base 1422 to 5189 and encodes 1255 amino acids. Gene Ontology annotation, cellular component: plasma membrane. Gene Ontology annotation, molecular function: protein binding; G protein-coupled peptide receptor activity. The record is from RefSeq and is a predicted model, not a curated record. The transcript is spliced from 26 exons. Gene Ontology annotation, biological process: hormone-mediated signaling pathway; activation of adenylate cyclase activity; adenylate cyclase-activating G protein-coupled receptor signaling pathway.